This is a messenger RNA of Stylophora pistillata, 3140 nucleotides long. RefSeq lists its product as uncharacterized. The record is from RefSeq and is a predicted model, not a curated record. NCBI's taxonomy places the organism in Eukaryota, Metazoa, Cnidaria, Anthozoa, Scleractinia, Pocilloporidae.
UUUAAAGUGCCCCUGAGAUCAAAAUUUUCGUACUUCAGCUUUUUACAUUUUCGCGUUCAGUAUGUUCUCCUUACCUACCCUGUUAAAUUUCAAACUAGUCCGAGGACCAGAAGUGUCUUUUUUUAGGCCGUUAAAUGCGAGAUUUCGCGUCCGCCAUUAUUUGACCAUGUCCCGGAAGUUGAUCGCAGUAUUCAGAGGAAGUGACGUCAAACGCUCAACUCGAAAAUCUCACAUGGCUAGUUGUGAAACAAACAUAACACAGUGAUCUUUUCCAUUCUUACUACAACAUCCAAAAAAUGACGGGGCACCGAUGCGUAGUUCAAGGCUGUAGUAAUUGUGCAGACCAUGCUAGUGGAAUUUCUCUCCAUCAGAGCCCUGUGAAUAGAUCAGAACGGGAAAAAUGGAUGCGAUUCGUGCGAACCCGCCGGGCAAAUUUCAAUCCCACAGGUAGAUUUGUAAUAUGUUCUGAACACUUCUCAGAAGACUGUUUUGAGAGAUCCAUGCACUUGGACGGCUCUAGGCGAAGAAUUCUGCCGGGUUCGGUGCCUACUGUGCGAAAAAAGGGAUUAGAAAAGCCGCUCUCAGCUCGAUCAAGACGAAAUGUGCUUAGAGACAUUAAUAGAUCUGACAACGCAUCGUCUCUUGCUUCGCAAGAGGAUGUAGAAAUACGCAACGAAUCGGCUGCACUCGUUGUGGACCUAAGUCAGGUUGACGAUGAUCCAACCCAAACCACGUCAACUGAAUUUUCUGAAGUCCCUGUAGAAAGCCAGACUACUGAUGGAAUGGUACAAACCUGCAUGAAAUGUGAGGAUUUAAGAAAGGAAAAGAGGAAACUUCUCAGGCAACUGAGAAGUGCAGAAUCAAAAUUGAAUGAUUAUAAGCAGAAGAUGACAAGUAACCAAACAGAAUGGGUGAAAACACUUCAAGACAUUAAUAACUCACCAAUGAAAGAAAAAUUUCACAAUAAUAGUGGUGCCGAUACUUCACUAUUAAGUGGUGACACAGAUGGAAAUGAGUCUGAACUGGAUUGCAAAAUGAAUUUUGCGCUCAUCGAAGAGGAAGCUACUGAAAAGUGGGAUGAUAAUGAUCCCACAUGGGCACCUGAAGAAAUAGAUGACAUUUAUAAUAAAGCAGGAGAUGAUGAUGCUGACGAUUCUAAGAAACCUAGGCUGAAGUGUGAGGGCAAAAGCUGUCAAGAGGAACCCAAGGGAAUAGUCUUUCUCUCUAAACUUCUCCUGUUAUUUCAGCAUUGUCAUUUGUGCUUUGCUCCUGAGCCAGAGCUUAAUGUUAGCCAGACGGGAACAAUGUUGUCAUUUACUUCCAAGUGUAGAAGUUGCAGUGGUACCUUUUCCUGGAACAGCCAACCCUUCCUGAUUGGAAAAUUUCCAGCAGGAAACAUACUUCUUAGCUUUGCUAUCAUCUGUGCUGGAGCAUCAGUGGGCAAAGUUUUACUUGUUUUCAAACACAUGGGACUGCUAUGCUACAGUGAGGCCACCUAUUAUUACCAUCAACGGCACCUCCUGUUCCCCACAAUUAUGAAAUUUUGGCAUUCCUAUCAGGAGAAAGUCAUAACUUCACUGAAUGGGAAAGAAGUUGUGCUAGCUGGUGAUGGCAGGCAUGACAGCAUGGGCCACUCAGCAAAAUAUGGAACCUACACCAUAUUCUGCUGCACUGUCGGCCUCAUUAUUCACAUUGUGCUUGUCCAGGCCAAUGAAGCAGGCAGCAGUUCUAACAUGGAGUUUUUUGCACAUCAAAAAGCCUUUGCUUUCUUGCUUGCAACUGGAAUGAUAAUUAAGUCCUUCAUUUCUGACCGCCACCAGUCUAUUGCAAAGUGGAUGAGGCAGGAUUGCCCCAAGAAAUGCCAGGAAUUAGGAAAGCCUCUCAUUGACCACUUCUUCGACCUAUGGCACAUUGGCAAAAAGAUUCAAAAGAUUUUGACAAAGAUCAGUAAGGAGAAAGGCUGUGAAGUAAUUGCAAGGUGGAAACAGGCAUGUGUGAGGCACUUUUAUUGGUCAGUUACCUCAACAGAACCAAAGCUGGGAGAAGUCAUACUUGCCAAGUUCAAAACCUUUCUCUAUCACAUCAUCAACCAUCACAAGGAUCUACCAAACCAGUUAUUUAACAAAUGUGCCCAUGGUGUAAUAAACACACAAAAAGUUUGGUUGACAAAAGGUUCUGUUGCUUACGAAAAGUUGGUAGAGGCUCUCACCCAAAAUUCAUUGUUGAAAGGGAUCAAGCAGGCCUCUCCUGUUGCCCAAACUAGCUGUUUGGAGGGUUACCACUCUGUGGUAAACCAGUUUGCCCCAAAAAUGCUGUCUUACUCCUAUUCAGGGAUGUUGUGCCGGACUGUUCUUGCAGCAAUCCACUUCAACUAUAACCUAAAAAGAGAAACCAAGGUUGACGAACAUGGAAAAUCUAGGCUUAAAGUCACAUACCCUAAGUUCAAGCAGGGUGAGGCAACAGUCAGAGAAGUCAGAGUUGAUCCAAAUUAUGAAUAUGUCUCUGAAAUGUACAACAUAUUGACAACCACAUCAAGGGAGACUUUGAAGAACAUAAAGGACCAACUUGCAGAACAGGAGCCAGCAGCAUUGCAUUCCAUGAUGCUCCAGAAGGAGGAAAAGGAAGCUGCUAAAGCCAAAUACAGUAGCCGAAAAGUGAAGGAAACUGCUCUAUGUCCUCCUACAUGUUCUGAUGCUGAGCUUCAAGCAAUGCAGCAAAAUUCAACAGCUGUUAGAAGACAGAGAAGAACACCAAUGUGUAGGACUUGUGGAAAGCCAAGGAGGGGACAUACUAAGGGACAGUGUAGCAGCCAAAAUGGCCCAUAGAGUUAUAGAUUAAAAUUGGAGAAAAAAAUUGCACCUUGCUCACUCCAUGUGUUACUUUUUAGCGGAACAUUGACGAGAAACACCAAAUUUGACAAAAGAAAGGGUCGUUUUGUCAGUUCAGGCAGAAACGUUCUGUGAAAACUUUUCUGGACAUAAUGUUCGGGAGUGUACUGCUCUUUAUUAUGAGCAACUUGUAUUGUGAAAAAAAUUAACCUGACAAACAUCCGAGCUGCUUCUCUCUGAUAGAGGAAGAAUAUUAUUUAAUUUCCAGAAUGUCAAAGCAUAAAAAAUUAUUUCACAACUAUAACUAUCAAA